AUGGCUGGCGUUGAGCCCAGCAGCCCCAACGCUGCCACCUUCGCGGAAACACUCCAGUAUCGCGCAACCCAAUCCCGCCGGACCCGGCCAUCACAUUUCGACGCCUCAUCAGAGGAGAAGAACCGCGUUCCUCUGCGAUCCGAAAACAGGCUUAGCAGGCGAGAUUCGCGGUUAGGACUUCGGAACAUCUUCGGCAGAGGGAAGAACGCCCGCGAAAUUGACCCUACAACGUCGUAUUUCGAUACCGGAAGGCCUAACAGCAUUCGAGCUUCUCUGGCCGAGAUCAGCAACUGGCCGUAUGUGCGAUCAGAAAUCGCCUUGCCAGGCACUUCUUCGCGGCCAACCUCGGUAGCUAUCAGCGCACCUUUCAACGACGGCGCCGUUCAACGAAGGCCGACUACCACCGAAAGACCCAAGCCACAAGCGCCCGCCGCCAAAUCAUCUCGGGGCAAUUUGGCCACUUGGGACCCCCCACCAUUAUUCCAAGCAUACCCUCAGGCCAUCAAACAUGGCCAACUUCCAGCCUGCACGACCUCUGCCGAUGUUAUUCUGCGCUUCAACGAUAGAAAAGGCAGUGUUAGUCUGCGCGAGGAUUUGACGCAGUUAGGUCUCGCUUCAGAGCUCGCUGACGAUCAGUUGGGCGACAAGAUGACUGAGAGGGCGAGGAGGAAGCAUCUGCGAACUAUCUCGACAACCAAGCUUGAGUGGACAUCCAAAAUAUACGUUCUUUGCACCUCCGGCUACCUGCUGCAGUAUUCCGGAGAUGGCAAUUUCGAUCGGCUUCCCGAGAAGAUGCUGCACCUGGGCAAAGACUCGGCCGCCUUUGUUAGCGAUGCUAUUCCUGGCCGCCACUGGGUUCUCCAGGUUUCUUCGGCGAUGGAGUCCAACGGGUUGUCUGCCGCAGACUCCCGAUCGCUACUUUCUCGCCUUCCCUUCCGAGCAGCUGACAAGAGACAUGCGUCCAACUUUCUCAUGGUUUUUGACAGCGCCGAAGACAUGGAAUCUUGGAUCACAACCCUGCGCCGAGAAAUCGAAGCGCUUGGCGGCAAGAAGACUCUCUCUGAGACUGGUAAGCCCAAGGCUGAUGAUAACGUUGUGCAGCUGAAGGCACAGCCCAGUCAGCGCACCUUGGUCGUUCGCGAUCCGGAUAGAUUCUCGCGAGUUCUACCUCCGGACUUCUCGCUCCAUCUGGAGCAGGCCAGGUUACAUGAGUCUGAGAAUCUUUCUGUUAUGGAUUCCGAAAUAACGCGUGACCCCUCCAUUGACGACAUUUCUACAACCAACAGUGUUAUGUCCCACGAUGACCGGCAGCUCGAGAGCUUGAGAGAUAGCACUAACCGUCUUUCUUACAUUUCAUCUGGCCAACGGACUUUUAUCACAUCAGCCGGUUCGUCCCCCGCCUGCUCUCCCGUCCGAGACAGUUUUGCCAGCAGCUACCUUGAAGAGAUACCCCCUUCAUGCCAGGAGGCCCCUGUUGUCAGACCGAGACCCAAUGCUGCGGCUAUCCUUGAUCGCAGACAGUCACUGCAGACGUCGGGUUAUAUGGAGUUGAGAAGCUCACCAAUGUCACGUCCCCAAUCUAUCACAUACAAUGAGAACGAGUUCGCACAAGUUGCAGCCAACUUUAGCGUUCCUAUCAGCAGACGUUACAGCGCUAUGAAGUCUCCCACAUCUAGUCCAGAGCAUGUUAGAAACAGGGAUUCAUUUUCAAGCACGAGGAGCGUACGAAAGCCUCCCCCAACUGCUCUUGCCAUGGCCCGACCUCUCUCCAUGGUGGCAGAUCAGCCUUCCCCGGUUCAAGGUCUCGUUGACUCGCUCGCCGAGCAACAUGCAGCCGGAACCCAUGAAUGCCAAGCUGCGCAGGUUGAGGAGUCGUCCGUGUUUCCACCGAGACAGGCAAGCCUCGAGCAUAAAGAGGAGGCUGUUACGGUGACUCUUCGCACAAGCCCUCGAAAGUACGCCAGCUCGCCUUCUCUCAAUAAACAGGAAGCAGCCCCCCGGUCGCCAGAGCUUCGCACCUUCAUCCUUCCUUCAAGAUCUUCCCUAGCUUUGUCGCCAGGGGGGUUAGCCAGUCCUGGAUCGUCUUUGGGUGACGGUGGAUAUGCGCAAUCUCCUCCUGCGAGCGCCUCGCAAAAGACUUCGAGGAGAUUCACCACUUUCCUUGACACACCUUCUCCCCGCUCUACCAGAAGUCAAGCCGCGGAAAUCGAGGACAGGGUUUCACCAAUGGUUACACCCCCGAAGGCAGCCUCGGUAUCACCUAGAUCUUUACCAAGGUCAUCACCCAAAGUACCUUGCACCCCUCCUACACCAUCUACCCAACAGCUUCUUCGAGUCGACCCAAAAGCUGUUUUGAACAGACGCAGCAUGCCACAGCUCGUCGAAGGACCCCCACCAGCGCCGCCACCAAACUGCGCGCUCCCUCCCAUUCCUCAAAAGCCGCGCGUCAAGGCGUAG
Colletotrichum truncatum is the source of this 2457-nucleotide messenger RNA. RefSeq names its product peptidase family m20 m25 m40 protein. The record is from RefSeq and is a predicted model, not a curated record. Lineage: Eukaryota; Fungi; Ascomycota; Sordariomycetes; Glomerellales; Glomerellaceae.